This is a messenger RNA of Bubalus bubalis (water buffalo), 2545 nucleotides long. RefSeq names its product abraxas 1, BRCA1 A complex subunit (gene ABRAXAS1). Bases 425 to 1588 code for a protein of 387 amino acids. Gene Ontology annotation, cellular component: nucleus. Gene Ontology annotation, molecular function: polyubiquitin modification-dependent protein binding; microtubule binding. Gene Ontology annotation, biological process: protein K63-linked deubiquitination; mitotic spindle assembly; attachment of spindle microtubules to kinetochore. NCBI's taxonomy places the organism in Eukaryota, Metazoa, Chordata, Mammalia, Artiodactyla, Bovidae. The record is from RefSeq and is a predicted model, not a curated record. The transcript is spliced from 11 exons.
GAACCCCCCGCGCUUGGGCGACCUCCGGGCCGCCGCUGCUCGGGUCCCGCCCGUGGGCUCCCCGCCGCCGACGCCCAGGCUCUCUGCCGUCGGAGCUGCCUUCUCUCGCUCCUGGGAGGUCCUAGAGAUGCCAGAUGCCUUCACCAGGGUCAGCUCCCCUCUCGCAACCAGUGCGUUUCCGUGCCUUGCACGCCCGCGUGUCUCUCGGCAGUCCCCCUUUUCUGGUCGAACUCGGUCGUGAAGGAAUAGAAAGUUCACACAGCGUUCCCCCCGCGGCUCGGAACGUUACGGGUUAACUCGGUCCUCGCUGCCGACCGUAGUUUUCGCAGACAACUCGGUGUUUCCCUUGCGGAGCCGCAGCUGGGAAGGUUUUCUCCUUGGGGAAGUGAAAGGUGAAGCCAAGAACAGCAUAACUGAUUCCCAGAUGGAUGAUGUUGAAGUUAUUUAUACAAUUGACAUUCAGAAAUACAUUUCAUGCUAUCAGCUUUUUAGCUUUUAUAAUUCUUCUGGUGAAGUAAAUGAGCAGGCACUGAAGAAAAUAUUAUCAAAUGUCAAGAAGAACUUUCAUGCAGCAUUUGUCUUCACAAAGUCUUCUAUAAAGCAGGAUGUGGUUGGUUGGUACAAAUUGCGACGUCAUUCAGACCAGAUCAUGACAUUUAGAGAGAGACUGCUUCACAGAAACUUACAGCAGCAUCUGUCAAGCCGGGAACUUGUUUUUCUGUUACUAACACCAAGUAUAAUAACAGAAAGCUGCUCUACUCAUCGACUGGAGCAUGCCUUAUAUAAACCUCAGAAAGGACUUUUUCAUAGGAUACCUUUAGUGGUGGCCAAUCUGGGCAUGUCUGAACAGCUGGGUUAUAAAACUACAUCUGGUUCCUGUACGUCUGCUGGUUUCAGUCGAGCAGUAAAAACACACAGCUCUGAAUUUUUUAAAGAAGAUGGAUCUUUAAAGGAGGUGCAGAAGAUAAAUGAAAUGUAUACUUCUUUACAAGAUGAAUUAAAGAGUAUAUGUGAAAAAGUAGAACAUAGUGAGAGAGCUGUAGAAAAACUACUAAAUGAUGUAAACAGAUUAAAAGGAGAAAUUAAAAAAAGAAAACAAGCACAGAUGCAAGCAACACGAGAGAAGAAUGUCCAAAAAGACCCUCAGGAGAACAUUUUGCUUUGUCAAGCUUUACGGACCUUUUUUCCGAAUUGUGAACUUCUUCAUUCAUGUGUUAUCUCCUUGAAAAAUAGGCGCAUUUCUGGAAGUAGCUGUACUACCACCCACCCUCUCAGUGGGGUCGACAAUCUAACCCUAAUGGUGGAAUACACAGACUUUCCUGAAGCUAGUCCAGCUCGUAGUGCCCUGCCGGUGACCAAACGGAAAGCCUCAGACACAGAUGAUGGGUGGCAGUUCAAGAAGUCACGGCUGGGAGGGAUACAGAACAGACCCUCUAAAACAGAUACCAAUAGUAGUAACCAAGAACAAGCAUCCACAGUGAGCAGCUCCGAAACAGAUGAAGAGCUUGAGAGAAUGAAGGGUUCUGAAUUUCCCAUGAAGACACAUCACAUGAAGCCUUCAUGUUUUACUCUCUGGCUGAAAUGCUGAACCCACACGUUGACCAUUGCUCUUCCAUCAGUGACUUCCUAAGUGAUGGUUUUUCUAUAUUAGCUAUGAAUGUGCUGUCAUCUUUUAUUUAUGUGUUAACAUACAUUAGUUGCUGUGGGGUGCUUAUGGGGCCCACAUAGUACCUGGGAUGAAGUGUGCAAAUCAUGAGUUGCUGCUGGGUUUGCUUUACUGGUUACAUAAGAAGCGUCUGAACCCUAAUUUUAAAUUAAGCUUGAUGUCCCAUCCUUCAGGGAAUGAAAAGGAGAAAAAGAAUGCUUGUAAGACGUUUUUUUCUCAUUAUUCUCUGUCAUUUGGGGAUCUGUUUGUAUUACUGGAAUAAGAGACAUAGCACAGAUGCCUAUGGAUCGGCUUAUUUAGAGGACACUUCUAGUUUAUGAUAGACUAGUCCAGAGCUGAGUGUUGGGUCCUGUGAUGGACUGCACCACUGUCCAUCCCCAAGUGACAUCUCUGCAGAGAGAAGACGCCUGGUCCUACUCAGGCUUAUCUGCUUGUUAGGAAAUCUUAACAAUUUCAAAUCUACACCCUGUCCUGUGGGAUUUGUACAUUACAUAAGCAUUCCACUGUCCUGCACCCAUACUCUACAAUCCUGUUUACAACACGGAAUCUGGGCAUAAAGUCAAGUCCAGUACAAGUCAGCCCUGCCCUGUGUGACAUCGCAUUGUCUGUAAUGUGUUGUAUGAACUGUUUGGGGGGCCAGGUUUAAGUGAAGACCCCACAGUAACAAUUUUUAAAAUGUAUGUGAACGUUAAAUUUAACAAGUGUUAACAUUUUAAAAUGUAUGUGUAUGUAAAUGUGACAAGUAUUAACAUUUUAAAUAAUCUGUUUUACCUAGUGAACAUUCUGAUAUGAAGAGGAAGCUUCCCUCCUGAAACGCUUUCCUCAUGAUUCCAAAUUACUAUAAGAAUUAAAAAUUUAAUACUUUAUAGUUUGACAAGA